Molecule: messenger RNA, 957 nt
Organism: Impatiens glandulifera
Lineage: Eukaryota; Viridiplantae; Streptophyta; Magnoliopsida; Ericales; Balsaminaceae
Product: chlorophyll a-b binding protein 6A, chloroplastic
Exons: 4
Coding region: 78-797 (239 amino acids)
Biological process (GO): response to light stimulus; photosynthesis, light harvesting in photosystem I
Cellular component (GO): membrane
Source: RefSeq, a predicted model, not a curated record
UCAAUUCCUCCAUCCCACAUCUCUCUCUAUCUCUCACCCUUUCUCACUCUCUCUCAGAGCUUUCUACAGUCACAAAAAUGGCGUCCAACACAUUGAUGAGCUGCGGCGUAGCUGCCGUGUGCCCGUCAGUGUUGUCAUCUUCCAAGUCUAAAUUUGCUGCCAGUCUACCACUUCCAAUGGCUACAACCAGCUCCCGCCUUACCAUGACCGCUGAAUGGAUGCCUGGUCAACCUAGACCGCCUUAUCUAGAUGGAUCAGCACCUGGUGACUUUGGUUUUGAUCCACUUAGACUUGGUGAAGUUCCUGAGAAUCUGGAGAGAUUUAAAGAGUCUGAACUUAUUCAUUGCAGAUGGGCUAUGCUUGCUGUUCCAGGGGUUUUGGUGCCUGAAGCCUUAGGGCUAGGCAACUGGGUGAAGGCUCAAGAAUGGGCAGCCAUUCCCGGAGGACAAGCAACCUACCUUGGGAACCCUGUCCCAUGGGGAACUCUACCCACCAUUCUCGCGAUUGAGUUCGUUGCGAUAGCAUUCGUCGAACAUCAAAGGAGUAUGGAGAAGGAUCCCGAGAAGAAGAAGUACCCUGGUGGUGCUUUCGACCCAUUGGGCUACUCUAAAGACCCCGUCAAAUUCGCUGAGUACAAGGUCAAAGAAGUUAAAAACGGACGGUUGGCUUUGUUGGCAGUUGUGGGAUUUGCUGUACAACAAUCGGCUUACCCUGGAACCGGGCCAUUGGAAAACUUGGCUACACAUUUGGCUGACCCAUGGCACAGAAACAUUGGAGACGUUCUCAUCCCCAAGUAAAUUCUCCAUGAAAGAAUUGUAUAAUUAUUAUUAUUAUUUUUUUGUUAUAUCAAAUCAUAUGAUCAUGCCCAAUAUAAACCUCCAUUCUUCACUCCCAUGUAAACUAUUUCAUUGUGUCUAAGAGUGAAAUAUGAAGAUGUUUGAUCUGUGUAGAGCUCAA